This is a messenger RNA of Phymastichus coffea, 529 nucleotides long. RefSeq lists its product as uncharacterized. The record is from RefSeq and is a predicted model, not a curated record. The transcript is spliced from 3 exons. NCBI's taxonomy places the organism in Eukaryota, Metazoa, Arthropoda, Insecta, Hymenoptera, Eulophidae. The coding region runs from base 1 to 513 and encodes 170 amino acids.
AUGUCAAACAUCACACAUAAGUUGAAUAAUUGUAAUUUAACUGUAGAGACAUGUAUUUUUCAGUUGGUUAAAAUUGCAUUGAAACGUAGAGCUUCUGCAAUUGCAGUAAGAUUUGAUUAUAAACAGAGAAAAAUACAAGUUGUUGAUAAUUCAUAUGGUUAUACAAAGAGUGAGUUAGCUUCUAUUUUUAAUAAGAAAAAUGAAGAAUCUGAACAACACAUUUUUGUUAAAAUAAGAUGUACUUCAAAUGCUGUAAUAGUAACUUCAAAACAUGAACUUUCUUCCCAUACAUAUGUAAAGGUUGCUAAUAAAAGUAGAGAUAAGUUUAUUCAAGGCUAUGACAGGCCAUCAAAAGGUACUACUGUAACAGUUUAUGAUUAUAGUUCUUCAAGUUGGAUUGAAAGUGAUAAAAAUUAUACUAUUGCUUAUGUACUGGCUGCAUUAGCAUUUAUUGAAUUAGAGGUAAUUUUGUUGCUCUUCCUCGAUAUGAAAGAUUUUGUGAAAUACUUAUAAACAUUGUUUGGUCAGG